AAUAUUAUUAAUCUUACAAAAGAUAAUUUGCACUUAGCCCAAGAACGACAACAACAAUAUGCCAACAAACACCACUGUGAACUUACCUUUGAAGAAGGAGAUAAAGUUCUACUCGCUCCUAAAUUUAUGGGACCUUAUAAAGUUGAAAAAGUUAUUUCCACUACCGCAUACCGACUAAGACUAUCUUCUAAUCUGAAGAUCCAUUCUGUCUUCCAUGUAUCAAUGUUAAAACCUUAUAAAGAAAAUCUAACUGACUUUAACUGUAACCUGUCACCACUACCAGAGAUUAUUCCUGAAACCAAUAAAGAGGAAUAUGAAGUAGAAACAAUUUUGGACAAGAAACUAAUGCGUAGAAAACCCUUCUACUUGGUCAAAUGGAAAGGAUACCCAUUGCAUGAUGCCACAUGGGAGCCCAAGAAAAACUUGAUAAAUGCUGCUGACAUGGUAACAAAUUUUGAGAAUUCACGAGGAUGUUGA
This is a messenger RNA of Dentiscutata erythropus, 477 nucleotides long. Lineage: Eukaryota; Fungi; Glomeromycota; Glomeromycetes; Diversisporales; Gigasporaceae. The record is from the annotation of a GenBank genome assembly.